CUUCAUCGUGACUGACUAACUGAGUUGACUGACUGCUAGGGGAUUAUUAACUUCAACACACACCUCUUGACUUUUCUUGUACGGUUCCCUGUUGACGGGUUCUGACUUCCCUAUAUAUGCUGCCAACCCUCGACUCUCUACGUGGAAUGAUGGUCCCCUUCCCUCUCUCUCACUUUCCAUUCAACGUCUGCGUUUAGCGCCAUCGGUUAUCGCAAAUGACGUGCUGCAUGUUGGGUGCCUAUUAUUAUCUCCCGAUCAUAGGGCUACCCCUGCCAAGUCCCGUCAGUGGCCAUGGCGUCCUCUGCGCGUCGUCCCGUCCGCUCGAGUCGCACCCAAGUCCAAACCUACAACGAAGAGAGCAGUUCGGAUGAUCGUCGGAAUGAAGAUACUGAGUCGGAGAUCGAGGAAGCUAGGCGGGCAUCACUAUCGCUACGCCCGCGCGACACCCGUCGAACGCGCGUGUCUUAUCGCGAAGAGACCACGGACGAGGAGGACGACCUGCAAGAAGAACCGUCAAGUGAUCACGAGGGAAUACGACCAGCCGACGCUCCUACUCAUUUGACCUACCCGGCUUCACAACAACGGGGCAGCAGCCGUACUUCCCGCCGGCCUCGCACCCGCACGGUGAAGACGCGCUCCCAAACCAAGAAAUCAACGACACCUUCGCGACGGAGCCGAUCGGGGGUGGGAAAACCGCGCAAUAAACGGAGGAAGGUGGACGAUGAACCGAUGUUUGUCGGCUCCGGGGUCAUCCCCCCGUGGCAGACCCUUCCGUACCAAGUGCUAUUCGACAUAUUUAUCUUCGCCUCCCGUCCUCUGGUAGAUGAGAAAACUAUCGCUCGACUGCCCUCGGUACAAUGGCUGGUCAAUGUCGCGACGUUGUGUCGUGCAUUCCAUGAGCCGGCGCUUGCAGCGCUGUAUCAAAGCCCGCCCUUGAUCCCGGCGGCGAAGGCACACGGCUUGCUCAGUGUUCUAUCCCAACCGCAGGAUCACCUGUCGACAAAUUAUGUCAACAAGGUCCGCGAGUUGCACGUGGACGUGGAGACACUCUUGCUCUACAAAAGCGGGCCGACUCUUGGAUACUUCGAGUUGUCCAGACUGAUUGAAUGUACCCCUCAGGUCAAAACACUGCGGUUAUAUCACAACGAUGAUUACGUUGUCGGUCUUCCUCCAUGGCAAAUCCAACGGUCCAAGUGGACCUAUCCAGACAGUCUCUUUUCCGCGAUCGCCGCGCGUUCAAUUCGAUUGCGCAGCUGGGAUUGGAACAGCCGGUUCAUGGAAACCACGCGGUUACUCCCUAUCGUCCUAGGAAAACACCUCGAACCGUCCUUCCGGGGAUUGCGGGAGCUCAGAUUGUUGCAUGUGGCGUCGGAGUAUUCCGAUGGUGAUGACGUGGAAUCCUUGUCCAAUGAAAGGGAGAUUGUUCUUGCAAGCGCGCUUAAAGAAUUGUCGGAGCUACAAACCCUGCAGUUCAUUGAAUGUUCGAUCGUCAACGAACAUCUCCUGCUGAACCUACCGCUAUCGCUUAGAUCUCUGACCAUCAACAAUUGUGACGAUGUAACCACGGCAAAUUUCAGCGCCUUUCUCUCCUCCCAUGGUCAAUCCCUCCGCGAGUUGGUUCUGUGCCACAACCGUCACUUGAGCCUAUCGUUUAUUGUAGGCUUGGCUCAGGCAUGCGGACAGCUCGAGAUAUUCAAGAUGGACAUCUCGAUGUAUGAUUGGUCGAGUUAUCAUGAUGUUGAACCGCACUUCGCACAACUUCUCGGCCCCACCGAGGUUCCGACUUGGCCAUCGACCUUGAAAGAAGUCGAGCUGAUCCAGCUACGCAAGUGGGAUGACGCCACAGCGGAAGUGUUCUUUACGUCGCUCAUUAACAGCGCAUCCGAUCUACGGAGUCUCCGGCGGCUAGUGAUCAGCGCCAUUCUGAAGAUCGGCUGGCGCGAUCGGGCAUCGUUCCGCGAGAAGUGGAUUGGAAGAUUGGAGAAGGUUUUCCUGCGGCACAGCCCGCCUCCCGAUCCGACCCUUCGCACCAUCCCGCGCCCCCCGUCACACCCGAACCGGACGACUCCACCCGCCAACGGCCCCCCCAUUGACGAUGGGUUGACACAGUCGGAUGCGCAACAUAGCGGCCCAUCGACGCCCUCCAAACGAAAGAGCGUUCGACUUGCCCAACGGAAAUUCUCCGAGGCCGAGGAAAGUGAAUUCAGUCCAGUGCGUCAGACUGGCAACCACGGGGAUGAUGAGCCGGCGUCCCUCACCGUGCAGGGCAUGUGUGAGGUAGUCAUGGUGCGUAUCGACAACCAGCGACCCACUGAAACGCAGUUCAACGAGCAGGAUUUCCUAGACGAGGAAUUGAGCGGCGACGAGGACUGGAAUGGCGAUGACCUAGACAUGUCGGCUGGCGGACAUGCCUGGUAGGUUCGUCACCACUAGUUGACUCGCGAUGCGAACAUGGUCAAAGACCUCUUGUGCCUAGUUCAGCAAUGUGUCCUUCACCCUAGAAUCUCCCCUCUGCAUUCCCUCCUCGUGGGCAAUUCUAUACAUCUUUUUGAUCUGGGCCCCUGUGCCCACCAGACACGUCUAAAUUGAGUUCAAACAAUUCGGGAGUUGGGGUUUUACAACAUAAAGGACGGUCUCAACGGAGUGUGGGAACGGUCUGGGCUUUAUCUGAUUUGACUUUUAUUCUAAUUUAUUUCCCCCCUUGCCUGUCGUUUACUCUUUAGUUUCAUGGAUGUACGAACGAAAUAAUGAUCUGGCUGCCCCUCGC
Aspergillus candidus is the source of this 2767-nucleotide messenger RNA. RefSeq lists its product as uncharacterized. Lineage: Eukaryota; Fungi; Ascomycota; Eurotiomycetes; Eurotiales; Aspergillaceae. The transcript has a single exon. The record is from RefSeq and is a predicted model, not a curated record. Bases 292 to 2418 code for a protein of 708 amino acids.